AUGUCUUCAGCCGAACCCAUCAGGGUGUUGGUCUUCUCUCGCACCGUAGCCUAUCGCCACGACUCUAUCCCGGCUUCCAUAAAGGCUCUUGAAGACCUUGCGGCAACUUCCCUGACCACUUCCCAGCCGUUUGGUACGACAGCAACCGAGGACCCUACGAUAUUCACACCCUCCGGGCUCUCGCAGUUUCGUGUCAUUAUUCUUCUGCAAUGCUCUGGCGAGUUCCUCGAUUCUUCCCAGCUCGAGGCACUCAAGGGUUUCGUCCACUCCGGCGGUGGCGUGAUAGGUCUCCACUGCGCCAGCUUUGCUAUGGAGUCGAGUGAGUGGUAUGGCCGUUUGAUCGGUGGUGUCUUCAAGGACCACCCAGAGCCCCAGAUGGCCAAGAUCCGGCCUGUUGUCAACAACAUGGACCAUCCUCUCCUGACUGUUGUUAAAAGACCCCAACACGAGAGCGAGGGGAAGAAGACAAUGUUCGGUGUGACGACGGACAAGGAGUGGGACUGGUUCGAUGAAUACUACAACUUCAAGACGAACCCGUGGGAUAACCCGCAUCUCCAGAUUCUCCUCGCGGUUAACGAAGAGACUUAUACCGGAGGAACACACGGCGAGCGUCACCCUCUUGCAUGGGCCCAGGAGUUCGAGGGCGGCCGGUCAUUCUACAACUCUCUUGGCCACUUUAAUGACGCAUAUCUGGAGGACCCCGGGUUCAUGGCAUUUAUCUACAAGGCCAUUUUAUGGACCGCAAGAUUGGACAACUGA
Messenger RNA from Neurospora hispaniola, 759 nucleotides. Its product is annotated as class I glutamine amidotransferase-like protein. The coding region runs from base 1 to 759 and encodes 252 amino acids. The transcript has a single exon. The record is from RefSeq and is a predicted model, not a curated record. Lineage: Eukaryota; Fungi; Ascomycota; Sordariomycetes; Sordariales; Sordariaceae.